Molecule: messenger RNA, 975 nt
Organism: Trypanosoma theileri
Lineage: Eukaryota; Euglenozoa; Kinetoplastea; Trypanosomatida; Trypanosomatidae
Exons: 1
Coding region: 1-975 (324 amino acids)
Source: RefSeq, a predicted model, not a curated record
AUGGCUAAUAAUAAUAAUAAUAUUAAUAAUAGCCUCUUUGUUACGGCAGUUACUUCCUUUAUUCACAACGUUGUUGCUAUUGGAGCUUGCAGCAGUGAGGAAUGUAUUAAUUCAUUUAAUUCCUCUCUAUUCACACUACCAUGUUCACCGCACAGUUGUGUUCCUGUGGUUCCACUCCCUCUUGCCUCAAUAGAGGAAGCAAUAACGGCAGAAACCUUUCCUCUUGGAAUGAUCGGUCGACGUCUUUGCAGUUCCUUUAAACAAUUGGAAAUGUUUGUUGAAGAGUUUGUUGGAGUUUUAUUUCAUACCGCACAACAUACAUUCGGUUGCUCUUUAAGUACUCUCUUGCACUCUCUUUGGCUUCUGGAGCGUAUGCAGGUAAAAAAUAUUCUCUUGCAGCAGAAAAAUACAAUAUCAUUACGUAAUGCCUCUCAAAGUAUGAUAUGUAGUAAAACUAAUAACAACACAGAGGAGAAUAUUUUAUCGGUAGAGUUUUUACCUCCAAUAACAUUAGGAGGAGUGCCUUUAAAUGAGAGUUCUUGCGGAAAUAGUAAUAUCAGUAGCAACAGCAGUAGUAAUCCUAUCGCUAGUGAUGAUAAGAGCAAAGGUGUUCCUCUUCUUUUAUCUCCCACAUCAUCUGAUCUCUACUCGGUAGGUCCAAUUUCUGAGAGUGAGGAUGAUACACUCUGUCGUGCCUGUGCUGGCAGCCAUGUAUUUGGUGUACAACUGUGGAAUGUGCAGUUAUUCCUCACUGCUGCUCUGUUAUUAAGCAUGAAGGUAAAUGAGGAUGCAUUCGUGGAUGUAGAUGAGGAAGUACUGAGUCGUCAUGUUGGUGCUGCUGCGGGUUGUGAUUCUAAUUUACUUCGCUGCGCUGAACGGUGUAUGUUUGAAGUUCUCUGGGAUGAACUGAAGGUGACAGAAAAGGGACAGGCAAGUGUUAUGCGCCGACUUGGAAUGGGAUGUCCUUCUUUCUGA